AUGGCCAAAACCUCUUCCAUUGAGCAAGUUGAGAAUAUCGACGUUGAGGACGAUGGUGAGGAGAUUUAUGUGACAAAGUCCAAGGUGAACGUGAGUGGAACUGUCCAGCUCACUGCAGGGACGAUUGUAUAUAUACCGACCCCUACGAGUGACCCUCGAGUCUCGACCAUCGGGUUGUGCAUCGUCUCCGGAUUUGGCGGCCUACUUGCCUUUUACAUCCCUGGAUAUGUAACUGCUGGCAAGACAUAUGCCGACAUUACCUCUCUCAUGACUUACCCUACACUGACUAUGGGCAUCGGCAACUUGAUUGGGAUGCCGAUAGCCAUAGCAGUGGGUCGUCGCAUUGUUCUCCUCGUCGCAACUGCUAUUAUGCUCGUUGGUGCUAUAUUGUGUGCGUUUGCAACAAACUUCGAGUGGCACCUCGGAGCGCGUAUGCUUAUUGGCCUCGCUGCUGGCCAGAGUGAGGCUCUUGUUUCCCAUGAUCACUCAGCGCGAAAACUGACCGUGCUCCGUAACUCUAGGAAAUCUUUUUUUCUUCACGAAAGGGGCACGUUCCUCAUGGUUCAGCAGACAAUUCAGACGAUCGCAACUGCUGUCUUGGUUCUCUUCGCCAGUCCAAUCGCUGGAGCUAUAACACCUGAAUGGUGGUAUGGGCUUGGUGCUUGUCUUUCCGGGGUUUCCUUGGUGAUGGCAUUCGUCUUCGUCCCCGAGACAAAGUACUUCCGCCCACGAUCCUCCUUUCAAGAGAACAAGUCGACUGAAGGCGUGGGAGAAGAGUCGGAUGAAAACUUCUCCAAACGCACUCACAAAGUGGUGACAGACAGGCCUGCCCUUGACUUUGUCACCUACGAGGCUCGUACUUGGCGAUCCGAUCUUCGGCUUUGGAUUGGCUCGCCUGAGUGGCGCAUGGGAAUGAAAACAUUCUUCCAAACUUUUCAACUGCUUUUGUUCCCCAAUGUUCUUUGGGCUAUGGCAUUGAAUGGCCUCACUCUGGGUGUCAACAUCGCCAUUGGCACCACCUACGGAACCAUUCUCACCUCGUCGUACUACUGGCCGGAAAAGUCCGCAAGCUACAUCAACUGUGGCCAAAUAAUCACAUCCCUAAUAGCCCUGCCCGUCUUCGGCUUCGGCUCAGACAGGCUCAUCGCCUGGUUCGCCAAAAGACGAAACGGCAUUCAUGAGCCCGAAAUUCGUUUACUACCACUCAUCUUCCCCAUUAUUAUCGGUGUAUUCACUGCAGUACUGUAUGGACUCGGUGCCACCGAUCCAACAUCUUACCACUGGUUUGUCUACGCCUGGGCCGUUGCUGCUUACUAUUUUACCUUCGUCGGUGCGAAUAUUGUAGCCAUCACAUAUCUGCUCGACAGUUACCCGCAGCGAGCUAGCUCGCUGUUGAUUAUUAUUUCCCAUUCAUUGACCGAAGUGGCUAUGAUGGAGCAUUUCGGCACCUUUGGGGGUUUGACUGCCGCGAUCGGGCUGCUUGGAAUUCCUGUGUUUAUAUGGGGUAAAAAGAUUCGUGAGCGCACUGGUAAAUUCGCCGUGGACGAGUAA
Messenger RNA from Penicillium mononematosum, 1551 nucleotides. RefSeq lists its product as uncharacterized. The coding region runs from base 1 to 1551 and encodes 516 amino acids. Gene Ontology annotation, molecular function: transmembrane transporter activity. The record is from RefSeq and is a predicted model, not a curated record. NCBI's taxonomy places the organism in Eukaryota, Fungi, Ascomycota, Eurotiomycetes, Eurotiales, Aspergillaceae. Gene Ontology annotation, biological process: transmembrane transport. The transcript is spliced from 6 exons.